Molecule: messenger RNA, 1431 nt
Organism: Seminavis robusta
Lineage: Eukaryota; Bacillariophyta; Bacillariophyceae; Naviculales; Naviculaceae
Source: the annotation of a GenBank genome assembly
AUGGCCAGUUUGCGCCCAGCUUUUAGAGAAAAGGAAACGGAUUUGCAAGAUUCCGACGAUGAGGAGGAACCAAGAUCAAGACGUCACAAGAGACGCCAUGUACAGGAUAGCGAUACUCGACGACCACGAAAGAGACUUUCACGGCACUUGGAGGAGGACGACGAUCAUUCAACCUCCAGCAUUCGGUCCAACGAUCCACGUGCUUUGCGAUACAUCUAUUGCUGUCCCGUCUGCUAUGUGGAAUGUUAUCGUCGGCUGCUUCUCAACAUUCGGCCCAAGGAUCACGUAAAAGAUGAUGAUGGUCAUGACAGACAGCAGCGACCUACAUUUGAUAGUAGUGACGACGAUGAACAAGAGGAUCAUGAUAAGAGCGGUAGCGAUGAUAGUGACGACGACGACAACAACAACAAGAACAACAAUACGCAAAAGAAGAUCUCUACUGCUACUACUACUGCAGACCAAGAAGAGGAGGAUGUGUUGGAACUCGGCAAUUUUGAAUACGGUCCCAUUGAAGUUCUGGCCACGGUCGAUCCAACCUUUCAAAUUGCCGGCGCAUUUUGUUUUGGCAAACUAAAGCAUGUCAAACAACAUUUAUCGCAAGAUCACCGGAUUGAUACACACCAAGUCUACAAGAACAACGUCUUUCACAGUUUUCACCUGAGUCAAUCUGACGGGCUGGUACAACGAUUCCAAAAGAAAGCCUUGGAUAUGAAAGGACUGGGAUACAUGAAGGAUUACUUUGGUCAAGUGGAGGAUGAAUUGCAACUGCUCACGGCCGGUAGACGGCAGUGCCGGCGUUGGAAACGACGACAACAAGAUGAUGAUGACGAAUAUGGGGAACAAGUCGAAGCGUUCUGGAGUAGCUUUACAAUACGGGGGCAUCGCAUUUGGAAGGAUCUCCAGCAAGCCUAUGGAAAAGACCAAGACCGCGCGACACUACUAGGCAGCGGCUUUGAUGAUGACGAUGGACAAGUCGACGAUGAGGAAGAAGUUGGAGGACGGGCCAUCAAUCACGACCUGAUUCGUCGUCGGCAGGAAUUCAACGCGGAAGAAGAACGAGCCGCAGACAGGAAUUAUAUUGCAAAACUCGAGCAGAGACAUGGGAUUGCUCACUCCAAAGAUGAUGAUGAUGAUGAUGACAGCAGUGUCGAGCUGGUGGAUACAGAUUGUGAGGAAGUAGUGGAGGAACCAGGCAGCAAUAGCUCGUCGCCCGACCCCAACAACAACCAUGGAGGCGAUGAAGAAGAAGAUGACGACGAUUAUGCGCACAAGGAGGGACGACCAGAUCGAGCCGAACAAGACUAUGGAGACGAAUACUAUCACGAUCAUCAAAGCUCCGAAUACGAGUGCGACGAAACUGUACGUCUAUCUCAAGUCAGUCGAAGGAAAAGACGACGGGGUGCAAACGCUUUUGCGGAUGACGAUGAUUGA